This is a messenger RNA of Helobdella robusta, 549 nucleotides long. RefSeq lists its product as hypothetical. The record is from RefSeq and is a predicted model, not a curated record. The transcript has 3 exons. Lineage: Eukaryota; Metazoa; Annelida; Clitellata; Rhynchobdellida; Glossiphoniidae. The coding region runs from base 1 to 549 and encodes 182 amino acids.
AUGGAUUAUCGUCAGAGAAGCUUAACUGAAGAGUUUCAAGGCUUAGCAACUGUCGAUUUGGACUACACAGCUCAGAUAAGCAUGCAAAUGAAUGUCCCUGAUCGAAUUUAUCCAGUAGCAAAAAAGCAAGCUCCCGAGAGCAUCCUGUUUGACAGGGGAGACAUGAACUUAUCUGAACAGAUGAUCAUUCCAGAUAGGAUAAUGCUGCAUGGGCAAAACAGUGGUGCUGAGAACGACAUCCAUGAUAGGCCAAUGAAGAACAUGGUUGAUGAUCUGCACCUGAAUGUUCAAACUCCUCCAAAAAUCAUCAGCUUGCUUGAAAGUAACUUUCCUGUGUUAUCAGAGUUCACUGAAAAAACGUUGAAUGCCGUCAACAAAAAACUAACAGAUCAGCAGAAUCUUCAGAAACAAAUUGACGUGUUGUCUCGACAAAUCAAAUUGCUUGAAAUUCAAAACCAAAGCAGACUUCACAGAGAAUUAAUUUUUUACCCUUUAUUAAUUGGUUUUGCCGUUUUUCACGUCGCUCGAUAUAUUUUGUAUAAAAAUUGA